AACAAAGAUCUCCAGCGUUGCAUCAAGAAGAAGAAGAGAGCUAGCAGGCCAUGGCAGCGCUGGUGGAGAGGUGGGCGGGGUUGGGGUCGGCCAUGGCGAGCAUCAUCUUCCUGUGGUCCAUGGUGCAGAACCACAUCCCGGUUACCCUCCGCCUCUACCUCACCGCCUGGGCCGCCAAGCUCGUCGCCUGCUUCAGCCCCUACCUCCAGAUCACCAUCUUGGAGAACAGCGCCGAGCGCUUUCAGCAAAGCGAGUUCUUCUACGCCGUCGAGGCCUACCUCAGCGACGCCUGCGCCCACCGCGCCAGCAGGCUCAAGGCCGAGCUCGGGAGCGACAGCAGCAACCUCCAGGUCUCUGUGGACGACCAUGAGGAGGUCACCGAUGAGUUCUCUGGUGUGACGCUCUGGUGGUACGCUUCCAAGAAGCAUUCCAAGGGGAAUGUCAUCAGCUUCUACCCUGGCGAGGAUGAGAGACGCUUCUACAAGGUCGUCUUCCACAGAAGCCACCGUGACCUCAUCGUCGACUCCUACCUGCCCUUUCUCCUCGCCGAGGGACGCGCCGUCAUCGUCAAGAACCGCCAGCGCCGCCUCUUCACCAACUGUGGCGGUAGACGGAGGCGCUACCUUCGCAAUAGCGUUUGGGACCAUGUUAAGUUUGAACACCCGGCCACGUUCGACACGCUCGCCAUGGACACCGACCAGAAGGAGGCCAUCAUGGACGACCUCAUCGCGUUCAAGGAUGGCAAGGAGUACUACACAAAGGUUGGCAAGCCAUGGAAGCGGGGGUACCUAUUGUACGGCCCGCCCGGCACCGGCAAGUCCACCAUGAUUGCCGCCAUGGCCAAUUUCCUUGAUUACGACGUCUACGACCUCGAGCUUACGUCGGUCAAGAACAAUACCGAGUUGCGAAAGCUCUUCAUCGAGAUGACAAGCAAGUCCAUCAUCGUCAUCGAGGACAUCGAUUGCUCCAUCGACCUCACUGGUAAGCGCCGCAAGGACAAGAAGGCCUCUAGUAACAAGGACUCUGACAAUGAAUAUGAACCCGACCCGACGGAGCCGCGGAAGGACGAUGAAAGCAAGGUGACGCUCUCAGGCCUACUCAACUUCAUCGACGGGCUAUGGUCAGCAAGCGGCGGUGAGCGGAUCUUCAUCUUCACCACCAACCAUAAGGAGAAGCUGGACCCGGCGCUAAUUCGGCGGGGUAGGAUGGACAAACACAUCGAGAUGUCCUACUGCCGCUUUGAGGGCUUCAAGGUGCUCGCCAAGAACUACCUAGAUAUCGUCGAGCAUGUGUUGUUUGGCGAGAUCCGGCAGCUGCUCGAAGAGACCGACAUGUCACCGGCCGACGUGGCAGAGAACCUGAUGCCCAUGUCAAAGAAGAAAAAGAAGGACCCGAACAUGUGCUUGGCAGGCCUCAUCGCGGUGCUCAAACAAGCCAAGAAAGACGCGGUCACGACUGCAGCAGCGGCAAAGGCGAAGGAGGAAGAGGAGGCAGAAGCAAAGAAAGCCAAGGAGAAAGAGGAACCGAAGGAAGACAAAUGAAAGGAAAAAAACAUGACAGGAAGCCAGGUAGCCAACCAAGACAUCAAACAAGUUUUUGCUUGUUCACUAGUGCUUGCUUACAACAACAAAAAGGAUGUAUAGUGUUUGUUCAAAUAAAUUAUGU
Messenger RNA from Aegilops tauschii subsp. strangulata, 1665 nucleotides. RefSeq names its product AAA-ATPase ASD, mitochondrial. Gene Ontology annotation, molecular function: ATP hydrolysis activity; ATP binding. NCBI's taxonomy places the organism in Eukaryota, Viridiplantae, Streptophyta, Magnoliopsida, Poales, Poaceae. The record is from RefSeq and is a predicted model, not a curated record.